AUGAGCCGAACGCCCUUUUUCUCCCUAGGUCGUUGGUCACUGCCGCGGGCUGAGCGUGCGAGUAUUGGACCUACGCAAGGGUUAGCUCUAAUCGAGACGCCGAUUGACGAAAAAGAUGGUGUCCCUCCGCACCUGUACCGCCGUUCGGAUGCAACUCCAAUUGAAUUGUUUUUCGAUCUUUUCCUCGUUGCAAACCUUUCUACUUUUACAGCCACGCAUGAGAUCAACAAUGUAGAAGCUUUGGUGACCUACAUUGGAUUUCUGGGUGUUAUCUGGUUCACCUGGCUCCAAGUCAUGAUGUUCGAUAUCCGUUUUGCUCGAGACUCUCUUUUCGAACGAAUCUGCAAAGCUAUGCAACUAGGGAUCAUGGUUGGCUUCGCUUCUGCAGGGACAAGAAUUACCACGCGUGUCCGACCCGAGAACGUUUGGGCCUUUCAGUCCCUGAGUCUUAUGCUGGGUGGGAGCAGACUAUUACUGUCGGUACAGUACAUUGUUAGUACUGUCUUGAUUCGCAAGCGAAUGAGCUGUGCCUCAAAAGGGCUUUAUUUCAUAGCAGCCGCUUUACUCGUUUCGAGCUUGGUACAUUUCGGAAUGUAUUUUGUCUUCGGCGAAGACUCAGCUCAUUCCUACGUCUGGACUGUUUGGUUUGUACUGUUUUGGGUCGAAAUGUGGACGGUUUUCGCAACCUCCUGCAUUACUCCGGACAUUGGGUUUCAAGACACUCCUCUGAACGUCCGUAUGGGCCUUCUUACCUUGAUUAUCAUUGGUGAAGGGGUCAUUUCUGUUACAAGACUCGUCAAUAAAACGGUGCGGCCUGGCGGUUGGACCAGAUGGUCGUUUGUCCAUAUCUUAGGCGUCACGACCAACGUUUAUUUCAUCUGGCAGGAAUAUUUCGACCUCACUCCAACGCGCACAAUAGGUACAUUUGCGCAACAAAUUUGGGCCCAACUUCAUUUUCCAUUCCACGUGGCCCUCGUCCUUCUACUGGAGGGAUCACAGAUCCUCGCAUUGACUCUGGAUAUUACAUUGAAGCUGCAGUACCUGACAGAAACGAUCUUGUUUGCAUGCGAAGAACCGCGACCGGAUCCCGAAUUAGCUGUCAAACUGCUCUGUGAUACAAUAGCCGAUAUGGAAAUUGAAUACAGCCGUGGAGCUAUCAGCGAACAGAUGGCUAUUCAUGACAUCUUGAAUGAUCUUCCUAAUCACGAAAUCUGCCCCGUCAACGGAACAAUCGGGUUCACACUCACUAGGAACAUGUUCAAUGAUCUGGUAGGAAAUGUGACUUCAGCUCUCUUCUCUAGCAUGAGAAUCGUGCCGCCACAGAGUGCGCACGUCAGUACAAUGGAUAGCUCUCAGUUACUGAGAAUGUAUGUUGAGCUUUUGGGUUUCGUCUAUGUGUACUAUUUUCUUGUUGCGUCACUUGCAAUGUUACUAUUUGCUGCCUUUGGGCUCCUUGCUCAACGCCAUGACAAACCGCUGGCAAUGGCAAUCGGGGUGGCGGUUCGCAUCGUCUCUGGCAUCUUCCUGGCAAGCCUUACUAUCUUUGCAAAACAUUUUGAGCUUGCGUAUUCGUUCAUGAAGUCGCCGACUAUACUAUACGCAUUUACGUUUGUUUUAUUGGGAGGGACGACAGAGCAGAACGGUUCGGACGGGAGACUACACGCACAACGCUGUGCUACUGGGCUCGGGUUGGAAGCAGCAAAAGACACUGAGCUGGAGUUGGACCGCGCACAUGCACUUAGUGCACUGACCUGGCACGCAUACCGACAGCUGUGA
Messenger RNA from Aspergillus nidulans FGSC A4, 1776 nucleotides. RefSeq lists its product as uncharacterized. The transcript is spliced from 6 exons. Lineage: Eukaryota; Fungi; Ascomycota; Eurotiomycetes; Eurotiales; Aspergillaceae. The record is from RefSeq and is a predicted model, not a curated record. The coding region runs from base 1 to 1776 and encodes 591 amino acids.